This is a messenger RNA of Tarenaya hassleriana, 1985 nucleotides long. Its product is annotated as DDB1- and CUL4-associated factor 8. The transcript has 5 exons. Lineage: Eukaryota; Viridiplantae; Streptophyta; Magnoliopsida; Brassicales; Cleomaceae. The record is from RefSeq and is a predicted model, not a curated record. The coding region runs from base 340 to 1746 and encodes 468 amino acids. Gene Ontology annotation, molecular function: protein binding. Gene Ontology annotation, cellular component: cytoplasm; Cul4-RING E3 ubiquitin ligase complex.
UCUUUUCCCUAUAUGCUAUAUACGAGUUCCAGAUUGCAUCAAUUUUAAUAUUUUUCUUCCGUUGUUCUGUACCUUUACUUUUUUUCCCAGAAAUAUAGAGUUGUUUUCUACUUUAAGCUGAUGGCAUUUUUUGUGUUUUUCACACGGAGGAAAUAAAAAAGACGGAAAUCCUUGGGGGUGUCACGUGUCAAAAUCCUUUACGCACCAGGUGUAUAAUUAUUUGCCUUCUUGAUCUCAAGGGACAAAUUCCGCCUCUACCCGUGUCUGCUCGCCCGCGGCCCGACGUCCACGGCGUAGUCUUACCCUAAGUCCGUGUGCUGUUUUAUUUUUCCCGAAAAAAUGAGCAGAGGAACGGCCAAGAGGGCGAGGACGGAACAUUCUGUGGUUGAUGUCUCGAAACGCGAGCUUGGAUUAUUGCCCAACAGGAGUUUCUCCCAGCGCUUUUCAGCUUCCGAGGAUCUAUUGCGGCAUUUUGGGCUCCACAGGAAGCUGCAGAUGCAUAGAGGUUCUGUACGCACGGUAAGCUUCAAUGCAGAUGGCGAUAUCUUGGUUUCAGGUUCUGACGACAGGCAGGUUAUACUUUGGAAUUGGGAGACUGGGAGUGUCAAACUCUCAUUCAGUUCAGGCCACACCAACAAUGUAUUUCAAGCAAAGUUCAUGCCUUUCUCUGAUGAUCACAGCAUCGUCACAUGCGCUGCUGAUGGACAGGUCCGGCAUGCCAAAAUUCUAGAAUCUGGAGUAGAGACUUCCUUGUUGGGCGGACAUCAAGGACAGGCCCAUAAAUUGGCUAUUGAACCUGGAAGUCCGUUUUCAUUCUAUAGCUGCGGUAGUGAUGGAGUUGUAAAGCAUUUUGAUCUAAGGACUCGGGUGGCUACGAAUCUUUUCACUUGCAAAGAGGCACGGCUCAAGUUAGUUGUUUACUUGCAUGCGAUUGCUGUUGACCCAAGGAAUCCAAAUCUUUUCGCAGUGGGUGGUAUGGAUGAGUAUGCUCGAGUCUAUGACAUUCGCAGCUACAGGUCAGAUGGUUGGUACAACUUUGGCCAACCUGUAGAGCACUUUUGUCCUCUCCAUUUGAUUGGAGACGAACAAAUAGGAAUAACGGGCUUGACAUUCUCUCAUCAAAGUGAGCUCCUGGUUUCGUACAGUGAUGAGAUCAUCUAUCUGUUCACCCAUGAUAUGGGCUUGGGGACCAACCCGCAUUCUCCACCCUCAGUUGAUGAGAACGAUUCUGAUGUAGCAAAUUACAGGAGGGCAUCUCCUCGGGUUUACAAGGGGCACAGCAACCGUGCGGCAGUCAAAGAUGUUAACUUCUUUGGACCUAAGUCUGAGUAUGUUGUUAGUGGCUCUGACUGUGGCCGGUUAUUCAUCUGGAGGAAGAAGGACAGCGAGCUCAUUCGUGCCAUGGAAGCGGAUGCACAUGUUGUGAACUGUGUAGAUUCUCAUCCUCACAUGCCUCUGCUGUGUAGCAGUGGAACCGAGACUGAUAUCAAGAUAUGGACUCCGGAGGGCAGUGAGAAAACCACUUUGCUGGAAAAUACAAGUCUGGCUUCAAUCCAUGGCCGCUCCAGUAGGUUUCUUUUGGCAGGCUCUUCUGAUGAAGAGGAUGAAGAUAACUAUUUAUACAGUCCUCCUGGGUUUUAUGUGGAUGAUAAUGAUGAUGAGGGCAGUGAUGAGAGUUCAUAUGACGACGACGAUGAUGACGACAACGAUGGUGAUGAUGGCACAGAUGUGGUGAGUGGACAGUAGUAAUGGUGCUUAUGGAUGUAACCAGGAGAAGGGUGAUGCUAAUGGGGAAUGUGCAGCAUAAUACAUGGGUGAUUGUGGUCGAUUCUUUCUUCUCUCAAGGAGGUGGCAAUAGGUGUGAUGUGCUUGGCCAUGGUUGUGGGCAUGAUCAGUGUGUCAUGAAAUGUAUGCUACUAAAAUAGUGUCAGACAUAUAUGAUCGUAGAAAAGAAGAGAUAAUUAUACUACUAACGUUGUGAUAUU